GAGAACGCUGAUUCACAAGCCUCCAAGGAUCGCAUGCACUUUUUGCUGGUAAAAGCUCUUGCUGGUAAAAAGCUCUAGCUGGAGCUUUGAGGCGUUGCAGCUACGUGUGGCAGCAAGUCCAAGCUAAGCUGUAUAUGGACGGCAGGGUGGGGCCAAUACUCUGUGAGCUAAUUUAGCGAAGGUGCUGAUUUGAAUUAAAAUCUAGCCAUUGAGAUGGGGGCAUCCAGUAGACUCGGAUUAAAGUUUGGGUGCAGUUGUUUGAGUAUUCUGAACAGAAGGACAGCAAGUAUAGGGGCUGCUUUCUCCCAGCUCGAAGUGACAACAGCUGCAGCGGUAAAACCUUUUGUUGGCGUGGUGGAGGGUAUUUCAAAGGAUCAAACAUCUUUCACAAACCAGCAAUUGGGUUUGAAUUCUGAGCUGCCCUGCAGUCCAGCAGUUGUGGUUUGCUCUGUCAGUAGCACCAUAGAACCAGCAAGCAGAAGGGGGCAUGGUUUUCGGUGGCCCUUAGGGUUGGCCCUUCUUGCUCCAACGCUCGCGGCAACUGAAUUGACGGCGCGCGCUGCGGAUGAAGAUGAUGCAUUCGAUGACCUUGAGCAAGUUGAGGAGUUGGAUAUGGAAGAUGCAGCACUUGAGUGGGGGUGGACGAGCGGUCUGAUAGUGACAGCUCGAUCUCGGAUAUGGAAGGCGAUGACCCUGUCGAUGAAAGUCCAGAUCAAACAAAGGUGAUCCUGACCAAGUUAGCUGCGGUGCGCUCGGAUGCAACAAGAAGACUUUAUCGUGUAAACACAAGAGACUAUCAGCGCUUCUGGGAAAGGAAACAUCUGCUGAAAGCUGGGACGACAGUGCCCCGUGCAGCCGUCACCAAAGCAGGGGUUGGAAAGUUUAUGGUGGCAAAGCGCAAGCGGUCACACUCUUGGCUGAACAACCAUUUGAAAGCGUUCCAGUGGGUUUUUAGAGCAUACAAGCGGUCAGCAGAUGCCACAGUCCCGGACCUGCGAAGACUGGCGGUCGUUGAAGAUACUAUGAAGUUUGCAAAAGAGAAGAGCGCGAAUCGUGCAAAAGAUGAGUAUGAGGACCGCCAGAAAGGGUUAAGUGCAGGUUACAGCCCGCAGGAGUAUUGUCAGAUCAGCGAGUACUGGUUGAACAUGCUCAGGAAAGGCCACAGAGGGGAUGCCAAGGAGCCACCUCCCUUCACAGCCCUCCAGCUAAGGGCGGACUUCCUCUGGUUGAAUACUGCUCUAGGACGUGGCCAAGAUGCCUACAAUCGGCAGCUACCUGACCAAUUCGUGUACAACAUGCCAUACGUGGGCCCGGAUCAAGCGGACGUCUUUGCUACGGUCACCAGAAACGGCAAGACUAACAAGAAUGCAAGGGCGGAGUUCAUCGGCGCUCUUCGGAACCGCAACGUCAUGAUCUGCUGCGUUGGGGCGGAGGCCAUGCGAACAAUCUGGCGUUUCCACAUUGACACGGAUGCCAACACUUCUUGCCCCGAUUUCAGCACCAAGCAAGGCUGGUAUGACACGCCCGUUGCCCCAGGGCGAGCCACAAAGAAAAACCCGCAUGGCCACUUGACGUACAACACCUACUACAAGUACUUCCGAAGUGCCUUUGAAGCAAACAACAUCUCUUCGGACAAGGUCGUGCAUGCUGGACGUGGGCACGGUACGCGGGCGGCAGCUGCAGCAGGAGCGGACCCCCGAGAGCUCCAGUCGCUCGGCCGAUGGACCUACGCCAACUUCGACAUGUCCUAUCUCACCAGCCUACUCCCGAAGGCGUUGGUCAUUCAGGCCGGGGUCAACAAGGACGACACUAGAGGCCGACCUCUACUCAAAUCCUACAUCGUACCGCGGGGUCGGGUACAGCCUCCGGACGACCUGAUCCAGUUGUUGCUGCCGUGGUUGGACGCUGCGUUGGCCGCAAUCAAAGAGAGGAACGUAAGGGGCCGAGCGUCUGACCGAGACCUUGCGGCGGAGGGCGUUCUGCUCCGUUGGAGGAAGGAGCGCGUCAUCUUCCUACAAGACGCCGCCGCGCUCUGGAGCGCCUACCAGGACCUGACACUCUAUCAACUCCCUGUUUUCAAGCACCCGAAGUGGGAGCCGUUCCGCCAAGAAGUCCUGGCGAUGUGCGAGCGGUACAAGGACCUGGCGGUGGACGAGGUGGACAACUCAAACUUGCCGGCCGAGGUUGCCACAGCGUUGAUGGCCCUCGAGGAGCGCAUCAUCGCGCUUCACGACCAACUUGCAGAGGUUCGCGCACAGGAGAGCGCCGGGUCGCGAGAACGAGAAG
Molecule: messenger RNA, 2286 nt
Organism: Klebsormidium nitens
Lineage: Eukaryota; Viridiplantae; Streptophyta; Klebsormidiophyceae; Klebsormidiales; Klebsormidiaceae
Source: the annotation of a GenBank genome assembly